CGGUUGGGGUCGUAUAAGAACCUAACAAAGUUCUUAUCGGCGGAGGCCAAAUAGGAGAUGGAUUCCGGGAGGCUCGCCGGCGGCGAGGGUUCUGGCGUGAGAACUGCGGCGACAGAGGCACUGGAGGCCAUUGUGAACGGGGUGUGGUCGGAGGAUAGAGAAACGAGGAUGGAUGCGGCGAGGGAGGUUCGCCGGCUUACCAAGACGUCGGCGAGGCACCGCCGCCAUCUCGCCGGCACGAUAGAGCCGUUGGUAGUGAUGCUGCGGGAUGAGAAUUUGGAGUGUGCGGAGGUCGCCAUCCUUGCUCUUCUCAAUCUCGCCGUGAAGGAUGAGAGGAACAAGAUCAAGAUUGUCGAUGCCGGAGCACUUGAACCCCUCAUUUGCUUCUUGCAAUCAACAAACUCAAAUUUACAAGAGUAUGCCACUGCUGUCAUCCUCACCCUCUCAGCCACUUCUAUCAACAAGCCUAUCAUUAGCUCCACCAGCGCCAUCCCUCUCCUCAUCAGAAUUCUAAAGAUCGGGAACCCGCAAGCGAAGAUUGACGCAAUCCUGGCUCUCUAUAACCUCUUGACAAUCACCUCCAACCUCGAAGCCAUCCUCAAAUCACAGACAAUUCCCCCAUUGAUUACAGUCCUCAAGAGCUGCAAUAAAUCUUCCAAAACUGCAGACAAGUGUUGCGCCAUCCUCGAAUCUCUCCUUGCCUACGAUGAAGCAAGAACAGCUCUAACAGCUGAGGAAGGAGGAGUGCUUACGCUCGUCGAAGUGCUCGAAGAUGGCUCUCUCCAUGGCCGAGAGCAUGCUGUUAGUGCCCUACUAGCCAUGUGUGAGAGUGAUAGAAAUAGAUACAGAGAGAUCAUUCUCAAAGAAGGCGUGAUUCCAGGCCUUCUCGAGCUCACGGUUCAUGGAACACCAAGAUCUCAAUCCAAAGCCAAACAACUACUGCAUUUGCUAAGAAAUUCUCCAUAUCAGAGAUCAGAACUGGAAACAGACACAUUGGAUAACAUAGUUUCCACCAUUGUUUCAAGAAUGGAAGGUGAAGAUUGUGCAGGGAAGGCAAAGAAGAUGCUUGCUGAAAUGGUGCAGGUGAGCAUGGAACAAAGCUUGAGGCAUUUGCAGCAGAGGGCUUUAAUCUGCACUCCAUCUGAGAUUCCCCUCAAUAGCUGCAACUCUGAGGUUCCUCUAAAAUGAACCUGAUUUUUUAGUUGUGAAAAUUUUACCUGGAAUAAGAUUUUGGUAGCAGUGGUGGGAGAAUUAGCGUUUGGGACAUUAUGUUUCUAUGAGAUACAUACUUACAAGGCUGAUUCCACCACUGUUUGAUAGAAUGCCAGUCCAGGCCACUCUGGUAUCAGGUGACUGGUUUAAGAGUCCAUACUUUUAUUUUCCUCUCUCUUUUACCUUUUUCUUUUUAGUUGUAAUCUCGUAUUGGAACUCUGUACUUUGCUUGGAAUUGUAAUGUCCAUUGCUCUUUUUUCCUUAUAAA
This is a messenger RNA of Dendrobium catenatum, 1480 nucleotides long. RefSeq names its product U-box domain-containing protein 3. Lineage: Eukaryota; Viridiplantae; Streptophyta; Magnoliopsida; Asparagales; Orchidaceae. The record is from RefSeq and is a predicted model, not a curated record. The transcript is spliced from 2 exons. Gene Ontology annotation, molecular function: protein binding. Bases 58 to 1188 code for a protein of 376 amino acids. Gene Ontology annotation, cellular component: cytoplasm; nucleus.